This is a messenger RNA of Cyphellophora europaea CBS 101466, 1509 nucleotides long. RefSeq lists its product as uncharacterized. Lineage: Eukaryota; Fungi; Ascomycota; Eurotiomycetes; Chaetothyriales; Cyphellophoraceae. The record is from RefSeq and is a predicted model, not a curated record. The transcript has a single exon. Gene Ontology annotation, biological process: exocytosis; piecemeal microautophagy of the nucleus; endocytosis. Gene Ontology annotation, cellular component: cytosol; intracellular membrane-bounded organelle; membrane. Gene Ontology annotation, molecular function: oxysterol binding. The coding region runs from base 1 to 1509 and encodes 502 amino acids.
AUGCCCGACAACGAAAUCGCCGCCAACCGCUCAACGCUCAAAGAGUUCUUCGCCAGCGUGGCCACCAUCCGCGGCGACCUCUCCAACAUCACCGCCCCGCCCUUCGUGCUCUCGACCUCCUCCACCGUUGAGCUGCCGCAGCACUGGGCGUCACGCCCCAAUGUCUUCGCCACGCCCACACUCGCGCAAACGCCCGAGGAGCGCAUGAUGAAAGUGGUACGCUGGUGGCUGUCGUCGUUGCGCGGCCAGCAGUACGCGGGGCGCGAUCCGGCCGAAGGGGUCAAGAAGCCAUUGAACGCCGUGUUGGGCGAGGUGUUUGUUGCGCAGUGGGGUUCGUCGGGUGACGCAGAGGAAGGCACGACGUUCCUGGUCAGCGAGCAGGUCUCGCAUCACCCGCCCGUCACGGCGUGCCGCGUGUGGAACGACCGCGUGGGCGUCGAGGCCGAGGGCUUCACGCGCCAGGAGAUCACGCUGGCCGGUGGGGGGGUCAAUAUCAGGCAGAUGGGCUAUGCGCUCUUCUCGCUGAGGAACUGGGGUGAGACGUACCUGAUCCCGCUGCCGGAUGUCAAGGUCAAGGGCGUCCUGACGGGUACGCCGUAUCCGGAGCUGGGUGGGCAUUAUCAGAUCGUCUGCACCAGUGGGUGGGCCGCCAGCGUGGAUUUUUCGGGCAAGGGAUUCUUGGGCUUGGGAGGUGGGGGUCGGAAGCAUGGCUUUGAGGCCAAGGUGUAUCGAGAGGGCGAGGAGGGGAGGCCGGUGUACAGCUUGAGUGGGAACUGGGAUGCCGAGUUUACGAUCACGGAUGAGCGUACGGGGAGGGACGUUGAGACUUUCGAUGUUGCGAGAGAGCCUGCGGUGGAGGCGACGACGUUGCCUCUGGAACAGCAGGAUCCGUAUGAGACGGGGAGGGUGUGGAAGGGGGUCCGGGAGGCUCUGAACCGUGGGGAUAUGCAGGGAGUGAGUGAUGCCAAGAAUGUGCUGGAGGAGGGUCAGAGGGAGAUGCGGAAGGUGGAGGAGAGGGAGGGGAGGCAGUGGCAGAGGCUGUUCUUCAGGGAUGUAGGCGAGGACAGCGUUGGGGUGGACUUGAUGAGAAGAGUGGGCGGAGAAUGGAAGCCAGAGCAGACGGUGGGUGUCUGGAAGUUUGAUCUACGAGCCUGGGAAGAGAAGAGAAGGCCGUACCGUGGCGGACUGAGGCCCGACAACGAGAUGGGAGGGGCCAUGGGCAACGACACCGCGAAUGGGUUUGCUACCUCUCAACGAUCUCCUGCGAGUGGGAAGGCACAAGCAGUCAACGGCCUAAGCAACGAACCGCUAUCCGACCGGUCAACACCAUCAACAGCUACUUCUGCGAACGACAAGGUUCUACCACCGAUCCCAGCGCAGAUUCAACAGCAAGAAGCCCAAGAUGCAAAACUUGCGGAUGGACUUGGAGAAAUGUCAUUGGAAGAGCAGGCCGCGGUCGAGGAGAUGCUCCGGGACCAGUACAGCUCCAGACGCAGCAAGAAGAGGUAG